CGGGCGGCCCGCGGCAGCACGAGCCCCCGGAGGCUCCCCGGCCGCCCGCGCGCCGGAGCCGAGACCCGCGACUGGACGCGACGGGCCGCCGCCGGCCCGCGCCGCCCGGCCGCCGCGAUGUGCGACUGCUUCCACGUGGUGCUGCCCACCUGGCCCGGAGCCCCCGGCGGCGUGUCCGGACGGCAGCUGCAGCCUGAGGAGCCGGAGGCCAAAACAGAAGACGACCCCUCGGUGACCAAAGGGCCCGUGGACGAGAUCAUUCGGCCACGGCCACAGGGGUCCUCCCCUGUGUAUGAAUACGCAGCUGAGGGUACCAGCUUUGGACUCCCGGAGGACACACCCAGGCAGCGGGCUUCCUCAGGCUCUGGGGGACGGAGGUCCUGGUGGAAGCGAGAUUCAGGGGACUCACGGACAUUCUCCAGAAUGAGUCGACCACAGUCUGUGCAGGAGGCAACAGAGGUGACGCUGACCACCGAGGUGGAAGCCGGAGCCAGCGGCUACAGCGUCACAGGGGGCGGGCACCAGGGCAUUUUUGUGAAGCAGGUGCUGAAGGACUCGUCAGCGGCCAAGCUCUUCAGCCUGAGAGAAGGGGACCAGCUGCUCAGUGCCACCGUGUUCUUCGACAACAUUAAGUAUGAAGAUGCUCUCAAAAUCCUGCAGUACUCGGAGCCCUACAGGGUUCAGUUCCAAGUCAGACGGAAACGUCCCACCCAAGACGACGAGGACGCGGCCGCCGGGGGGGCUCAGCCUGGCACGAAGGACAGGGAGAAGCAGGACAAAGAUGUGGCCGACAGCUCCACAGAGACCCCCCCACAGACCCUGGAAGGAAGCGGAGACCAGGAGAGACUGCUCGCCAAGCCCAGGGCGGGCAGAGGCAGGCGGGCCCAGAAGGAGAGGCUAUCCUGGCCCAAGUUCCAGUCCGUAACGAGCAAGUGCAGACCAGGACCGCGGAGGUCCCACAGUUCCUCCGAGGCCGACGCGCGCAGGGACACCCCCAAUGUAUCCCCCACCAGCACAGACACGGAAGCCCCGCUCCCAGCGGAGGAGCAGGAGCCGAAGGCAGGACCGGACGGUCCGCGCAGGAAGAGGUUCCUGAACCUGAGAUUCAGGAUGGGCUCAGGGAAGGGCCCGACGUUGGAGGAGCAGCCCAGCCGAGGGGGCCCGGGGGGAGCGCUCCAGCCUGGGGUCGGAGAGGAGGCCGGGUCUGGGGAGGACAGACAACAGGCCGCCCAAGCCACUGUGCUUAGCAGGACAGAGGACCGGAUGGCAGAGGGACCGGAGGGGACACCUGCUCUGAUGGCAGAGCUGCCCAUAGAGCCUGGUGCCCCCACCCUGGGAGCCCUGGGGGAAGGGGCCAGCGUGGCGUCCUGGGGCCAAAAACGAACAAAGGAGGCAAAGGACCAGGAGGACGCUGUGUCCGAGGGGAUGCCUGGGGCGAGCUCAGCCGCACACGGUGUGGACGGCCGCAGACAGGUGGCCCGGGACACGGAAGUGGGGAUUGCUGGAUCCGCUGGGCAAGGCGAAGGAGACGCACGGGGCCUCCACGCAGAUUUCCAUAUCCAAAUCCCCAACUUACAAACACCCAUGUUUAAAGUUUCCAAACAAAGAAAGCACGACCCAGAAGGAGGUCUAGCACCGGGGCCGGACGACAGGCGGGGAAGGACCACGGAAGACAGGGAACGGGGACCUGAGCUGGCAGCUCCCAGGAAGCCCUCGGGGCACUUGUCACAAGGCGAGGUAGGAGGAGCAGAGAGAGCUGAGGCAGGUCACACAGUAAGAGAGAUGAAGGACAGGGACAAAGACAAAGGAGGGAGGGAGGACAGGAGGACAGUGCUUAAGUUCAACAUUGCCUCCUUUGGGUGGUCACCCAGAAAAGAAGUGAGAGCAGCGUCGGAAAGACCCACAGAGUACCUGGACCAGGAGAAAGGAGGCACGGUAACACAAUGGACCCUGAGGACAGAUGACAAAGAGACACUGGGAGAAAAACAAGAAGAAAAAUUACACACCGAAGGGGGACAGCCAACUGCAACAGAGGCACAAAGACAGAAGAAAGGGGAGGUAACCGAGGGAGACAAAGAGGUGGAUGCCAGAGACAGCAAGUUCAAGAUGCCCAAGUUCAAGAUGCCGUCCUUCGGCGUGUCGGAGCCGAGCAAGGAUUUGGGAACCUCCGUGGACGUCAACGUGCCCAAGGUCAGAGGCGAGGCCACACUGCCGUCCCUGGGGGGGGAGGCGCGAGCCCCAGAGGGUGACGUCCAACUGCCCGGGGCUGACAUCCAGCUCCCUGGCGGAGAGCUGGUGUCCGUCCCCGAGGCAGAGGUGGCUGUGUCCGGGCUGAAGGGUAAAGCAGAAGGGGUCAAGAUCAAGGGCCAGCUGCCCACAGUGCAGAUGCCCAGCCUCAAGAUGCCCAAGGUCGACAUCAAGGCCCCUCAGGUGGAUGUCAAGGCCCCCCAGGUGGACAUCAAGGGGCCGAAACUGGACCUGAAGGCCGCCAAAGGGGAGGUGAGGGGCCCCGAUGUGGAGGUAUCCCUGCCCGGCGUGGAGGUGGACGCCCAGGUGCCCGGCGCCCGGCGGGACGCUGACCUGUCCCUGGGAGACAAGGAGGUGGCCUCCAGAGACAGCAAGUUCAAGAUGCCCAAGUUCAAGAUGCCGUCCUUCGGCGCGUCGGCGCCAAGCAAGUCCUUGGAGGCCUCAGUGGAUGCGUCCCUGCCCAAGGUGCAGGCAGAGGUGUCCAUGCCCUCCGUACAGGCCGACGUCAAGACCAGUGACGUGAUGGUUGAGUUGCCAUCCUCCGACCUAGAGGUCAAGACUGCCUCGUUGGGCCUGAAGCUCCCUGAAGGCCAAGUGCCUGUGGGGGAGCUCCAAGAACCCUCGGCUGGAGCCGGACUCAAAGGGCACCUGCCCAAGGUGCAGAUGCCCAGCCUCAAGAUGCCCAAGGUGGACAUCAAGGGGCCGAAACUGGACCUGAAGGCCGCCAAAGGGGAGGUGAGCGCCCCCGAUGUGGAGGUAUCCCGGCCCGGCGUGGAGGUGGACGCCCAGGUGCCCGGCGCCCGGCGGGACGCUGACCUGUCCCUGGGAGAUGAGGAGGUGGCCGCCAGAGACAGCAAGUUCAAGAUGCCCAAGUUCAAGAUGCCGUCCUUCGGCGUGUCGGCGCCGAGCAAGUCCUUGGAGGCCUCAGUGGACGCGUCCCUGCCCAAGGUGCAGGCUGAGGUGUCCGUGCCCUCAGUACAGGCCGGCGUCAAGACCAGUGACGGGACCGUUGAGCUGCCAUCCGCCGACCUAGAGGUCAAGACUGCCUCGUUGGGCCUGAAGCUCCCUGAGGGCCAAGUACCUGAGGGGGAGCUCCAGGAACCCUCGGCCGGAGCCGGACUCAAAGGGCACCUUCCCAAGGUGCAGAUGCCCAGCCUCAAGAUGCCCAAGGUCGACAUCAAGGCCCCCCAGGUGGACAUCAAGGCGCCAAAACUGGACCUGAAGGCCGCCAAAGAGGAGGUGAAGGCCCCCGAUGUGGAGGUGUCCCUGCCCGGCGUGGAGGUGGACGCCCAGGUGCCCGGCGCCCGGCUGGACGCUGACCUAUCCCUGGGGGACAAGGAGGUGGCCGCCAGAGACAGAAAGUUCAAGAUGCCCAAGUUCAAGAUGCCGUCCUUUGGCGUGUCGGCGCCGAGCAAGGAUUUGGGAACCUCCGUGGACUUCAACGUGCCCAAGGUCAGAGGCGAGGCCACACUGCCGUCCCUGGGCGGGGAGGCGCGAGCCCCAGAGGGUGACGUCCAACUGCCCGGGGCUGACAUCCAGCUCCCUGGCGGAGAGCUGGUGUCCGUCCCCGAGGCAGAGGUGGCUGUGUCCGGGCUGAAGGGUAAAGCAGAAGGGGUCAAGAUCAAGGGCCAGCUGCCCACAGUGCAGAUGCCCAGCCUCAAGAUGCCCAAGGUGGACGUCAAGGCCCCCCAGGUGGACAUCAAGGGGCCGAAACUGGACCUGAAGGCCGCCAAAGGGGAGGUGAGCGCCCCCGAUGUGGAGGUAUCCCUGCCCGGCGUGGAGGUGGACGCCCAGGUGCCCGGCGCCCGGUGGGACGCUGACCUGUCCCUGGGAGAUGAGGAGGUGGCCGCCAGAGACAGCAAGUUCAAGAUGCCCAAGUUCAAGAUGCCGUCCUUCGGCGUGUCGGCGCCGAGCAAGUCCUUGGAGGCCUCAGUGGACGCGUCCCUGCCCAAGGUGCAGGCUGAGGUGUCCGUGCCCUCCGUACAGGCCGGCGUCAAGACCAGUGACGGGACCGUUGAGCUGCCAUCCGCCGACCUAGAGGUCAAGACUCCCUCGUUGGGCCUGAAGCUCCCUGAGGGCCAAGUACCUGAGGGGGAGCUCCAGGAACCCUCGGCCGGAGCCGGACUCAAAGGGCACCUUCCCAAGGUGCAGAUACCCAGCCUCAAGAUGCCCAAGGUCGACAUCAAGGCCCCCCAGGUGGACAUCAAGGGGCCGAAACUGGACCUGAAGGCCGCCAAAGGGGACGUGAGCGCCCCCGAUGUGGACGUGUCCCUGCCCGGCGUGGAGUUGGACACCCAGGUGCCCGGUGCCCGGCGGGACGCUGACCUGUCCCUGGGAGACAAGGAGGUGGCCUCCAGAGACAGCAAGUUCAAGAUGCCCAAGUUCAAGAUGCCGUCCUUCGGCGCGUCGGCGCCGAGCAAGUCCUUGGAGGCCUCAGUGGACGCGUCCCUGCCCAAGGUGCAGGCUGAGGUGUCCGUGCCCUCAGUACAGGCCGGCGUCAAGACCAGUGACGGGACCGUUGAGCUGCCAUCCGCCGACCUAGAGGUCAAGACUGCCUCGUUGGGCCUGAAGCUCCCUGAGGGCCAAGUACCUGAGGGGGAGCUCCAGGAACCCUCGGCCGGAGCCGGACUCAAAGGGCACCUUCCCAAGGUGCAGAUGCCCAGCCUCAAGAUGCCCAAGGUCGACAUCAAGGCCCCCCACGUGGACAUCAAGGCGCCAAAACUGGACCUGAAGGCCGCCAAAGAGGAGGUGAAGGCCCCCGAUGUGGAGGUGUCCCUGCCCGGCGUGGAGGUGGACGCCCAGGUGCCCGGCGCCCGGCUGGACGCUGACCUAUACCUGGGGGACAAGGAGGUGGCCGCCAGAGACAGAAAGUUCAAGAUGCCCAAGUUCAAGAUGCCGUCCUUCGGCGUGUCGGCGCCGAGCAAGGAUUUGGGAACUUCCGUGGACGUGACCGUGCCCAAGGUCGGAGGCGAGUCCACACUGCCGGUCCUGGGAGGGGAUGCGCGAGCCUCAGACGGUGCCGUCCAACUGCCCGCUGCUGACAUCCAGCUCCCUGGCGGAGAGCUGGAGGUGUCCGUCCCCGAGGCAGAGGUGGCUAUGUCCGGGCUGAAGGGUAAAGCAGAAGGGGUCAAGAUCAAGGGCCAGCUGCCCACAGUGCAGAUGCCCAGCCUCAAGAUGCCCAAGGUCGACAUCAAGGUCCCCCAGGUGGACGUCAAGGCCCCCCAGGUGGACAUCAAGGGGCCGAAACUGGACCUGAAGGCCGCCAAAGAGGAGGUGAGGGCCCCCGAUGUGGAGGUGUCCCUCCCCGGCGUGGAGGUGGACGUCCAGGUGCCCGGCGCCCGGCGGGACGCUGACCUAUCCCUGGGGGACAAGGAGGUGGCCGCCAGAGACAGCAAGUUCAAGAUGCCCAAGUUCAAGAUGCCGUCCUUCGGCGCGUCGGCGCCAAGCAAGUCCUUGGAGGCCUCAGUGGAUGCGUCCCUGCCCAAGGUGCAGGCAGAGGUGUCCAUGUCCUCCGUACAGGCCGACGUCAAGACCAGUGACGUGACGGUUGAGUUGCCAUCCGCCGACCUAGAGGUCAAGACUGCCUCGUUGGGCCUGAAGCUCCCUGAAGGCCAAGUGCCUGUGGGGGAGCUCCAAGAACCCUCGGCUGGAGCCGGACUCAAAGGGCACCUGCCCAAGGUGCAGAUGCCCAGCCUCAAGAUGCCCAAGGUCGACAUCAAGGCCCCUCAGGUGGACGUCAAGGCCCCCCAGGUGGACAUCAAGGGGCCGAAACUGGACCUGAAGGCCGCCAAAGGGGAGGUGAGCACCCCCGAUGUGGAGGUAUCCCUGCCCGGCGUCGAGGUGGACGCCCAGGUGCCCGGCGCCCAGCGGGACGCUGACGUGUCCCUGGGAGACGAGGAGGUGGCCGCCAGAGAAAGCAAGUUCAAGAUGCCCAAGUUCAAGAUGCCGUCCUUCGGCGUGUCGGCGCCGAGCAAGUCCUUGGAGGCCUCAGUGGACGCGUCCCUGCCCAAGGUGCAGGCUGAGGUGUCCGUGCCCUCAGUACAGGCCGGCGUCAAGACCAGUGACGGGACCGUUGAGCUGCCAUCCGCCGACCUAGAGGUCAAGACUGCCUCGUUGGGCCUGAAGCUCCCUGAGGACCAAGUACCUGAGGGGGAGCUCCAGGAACCCUCGGCCGGAGCCGGACUCAAAGGGCACCUUCCCAAGGUGCAGAUGCCCAGCCUCAAGAUGCCCAAGGUCGACAUCAAGACCCCCCAGGUGGACGUCAAGGCGCCAAAACUGGACCUGAAGGCCGCCAAAGAGGAGGUGAAGGCCCCUGAUGUGGAGGUAUCCCUGCCCGGCGUGGAGGUGGACGCCCAGGUGCCUGGCGCCCGGCGGGACGCUGACCUGUCCCUGGGAGACGAGGAGGUGGCCGCCAGAGACAGCAAGUUCAAGAUGCCCAAGUUCAAGAUGCCGUCCUUCGGCGUGUCGGCGCCGAGCAAGUCCUUGGAGGCCUCAGUGGACGAGUCCCUGCCCAAGGUGCAGGCUGAGGUGUCCGUGCCCUCAGUACAGGCCGGCGUCAAGACCAGUGACGGGACCGUUGAGCUGCCAUCCGCCGACCUAGAGGUCAAGACUGCCUCGUUGGGCCUGAAGCUCCCUGAGGGCCAAGUACCUGAGGGGGAGCUCCAGGAACCCUCGGCCGGAGCCGGACUCAAAGGGCACCUUCCCAAGGUGCAGAUGCCCAGCCUCAAGAUGCCCAAGGUCGACAUCAAGGCCCCCCACGUGGACAUCAAGGCGCCAAAACUGGACCUGAAGGCCGCCAAAGAGGAGGUGAAGGCCCCCGAUGUGGAGGUGUCCCUGCCCGGCGUGGAGGUGGACGCCCAGGUGCCCGGCGCCCGGCUGGACGCUGACCUAUCCCUGGGGGACAAGGAGGUGGCCGCCAGAGACAGAAAGUUCAAGAUGCCCAAGUUCAAGAUGCCGUCCUUCGGCGAGUCGGCGCCGAGCAAGGAUUUGGGAACCUCCGUGGACGUGACCGUGCCCAAGGUCGGAGGCGAGGCCACACUGCUGUCCCUGGGGGGGGAGGCGCGAGCCCCAGACGGUGCCGUCCAACUGCCCGCUGCUGACAUCCAGCUCCCUGGCGGAGAGCUGGAGGUGUCCAUCCCCGAGGCAGAGGUGGCUGUGUCCGGGCUGAAGGGUAAAGCAGAAGGGGUCAAGAUCAAGGGCCAGCUGCCCACAGUGCAGAUGCCCAGCCUCAAGAUGCCCAAGGUCGACAUCAAGGCCCCCCAGGUGGACGUCAAGGCCCCCCAGGUGGACAUCAAGGGGCCGAAACUUGACCUGAAGGCCGCCAAAGGGGACGUGAGCGCCCCCGAUGUGGAGGUAUCCCUGCCCGGCGUGGAGGUGGACGCCCAGGUGCCCGGGGCCGGGCGGGACGCUGACCUGUCCCUGGGUGACGAGGAGGUGGUCGCCAGAGACAGCAAGUUCAAGAUGCCCAAGUUCAAGAUGCCGUCCUUCGGCGUGUCGGCGCCGAGCAAGUCCUUGGAGGCCUCAGUGGACGCGUCCCUGCCCAAGGUGCAGGCUGAGGUGUCCGUGCCCUCAGUACAGGCCGGCGUCAAGACCAGUGACGGGACCGUUGAGCUGCCAUCCGCCGACCUAGAGGUCAAGACUGCCUCGUUGGGCCUGAAGCUCCCUGAGGGCCAAGUACCUGAGGGGGAGCUCCAGGAACCCUCGGCCGGAGCCGGACUCAAAGGGCACCUUCCCAAGGUGCAGAUGCCCAGCCUCAAGAUGCCCAAGGUCGACAUCAAGACCCCCCAGGUGGACGUCAAGGCGCCAAAACUGGACCUGAAGGCCGCCAAAGAGGAGGUGAAGGCCCCUGAUGUGGAGGUAUCCCUGCCCGGCGUGGAGGUGGACGCCCAGGUGCCUGGCGCCCGGCGGGACGCUGACCUGUCCCUGGGAGACGAGGAGGUGGCCGCCAGAGACAGCAAGUUCAAGAUGCCCAAGUUCAAGAUGCCGUCCUUCGGCGUGUCGGCGCCGAGCAAGUCCUUGGAGGCCUCAGUGGACGAGUCCCUGCCCAAGGUGCAGGCUGAGGUGUCCGUGCCCUCAGUACAGGCCGGCGUCAAGACCAGUGACGGGACCGUUGAGCUGCCAUCCGCCGACCUAGAGGUCAAGACUGCCUCGUUGGGCCUGAAGCUCCCUGAGGGCCAAGUACCUGAGGGGGAGCUCCAGGAACCCUCGGCCGGAGCCGGACUCAAAGGGCACCUUCCCAAGGUGCAGAUGCCCAGCCUCAAGAUGCCCAAGGUCGACAUCAAGGCCCCCCACGUGGACAUCAAGGCGCCAAAACUGGACCUGAAGGCCGCCAAAGAGGAGGUGAAGGCCCCCGAUGUGGAGGUGUCCCUGCCCGGCGUGGAGGUGGACGCCCAGGUGCCCGGCGCCCGGCUGGACGUGCCCGGCGCCCGGCGGGACGCUGACCUGUCCCUGGGAGACAAGGAGGUGGCCUCCAGAGACAGCAAGUUCAAGAUGCCCAAGUUCAAGAUGCCGUCCUUCGGCGCGUCGGCGCCAAGCAAGUCCUUGGAGGCCUCAGUGGAUGCGUCCCUGCCCAAGGUGCAGGCAGAGGUGUCCAUGCCCUCCGUACAGGCCGACGUCAAGACCAGUGACGUGAUGGUUGAGUUGCCAUCCUCCGACCUAGAGGUCAAGACUGCCUCGUUGGGCCUGAAGCUCCCUGAAGGCCAAGUGCCUGUGGGGGAGCUCCAAGAACCCUCGGCUGGAGCCGGACUCAAAGGGCACCUGCCCAAGGUGCAGAUGCCCAGCCUCAAGAUGCCCAAGGUCGACAUCAAGGCCCCUCAGGUGGACGUCAAGGCCCCCCAGGUGGACAUCAAGGGGCCGAAACUGGACCUGAAGGCCGCCAAAGGGGAGGUGAGCGCCCCCGAUGUGGAGGUAUCCCUGCCCGGCGUGGAGGUGGACGCCCAGGUGCCCGGCGCCCGGUGGGACGCUGACCUGUCCCUGGGAGAUGAGGAGGUGGCCGCCAGAGACAGCAAGUUCAAGAUGCCCAAGUUCAAGAUGCCGUCCUUCGGCGUGUCGGCGCCGAGCAAGUCCUUGGAGGCCUCAGUGGACGCGUCCCUGCCCAAGGUGCAGGCUGAGGUGUCCGUGCCCUCCGUACAGGCCGGCGUCAAGACCAGUGACGGGACCGUUGAGCUGCCAUCCGCCGACCUAGAGGUCAAGACUCCCUCGUUGGGCCUGAAGCUCCCUGAGGGCCAAGUACCUGAGGGGGAGCUCCAGGAACCCUCGGCCGGAGCCGGACUCAAAGGGCACCUUCCCAAGGUGCAGAUACCCAGCCUCAAGAUGCCCAAGGUCGACAUCAAGGCCCCCCAGGUGGACAUCAAGGGGCCGAAACUGGACCUGAAGGCCGCCAAAGGGGACGUGAGCGCCCCCGAUGUGGACGUGUCCCUGCCCGGCGUGGAGUUGGACACCCAGGUGCCCGGUGCCCGGCGGGACGCUGACCUGUCCCUGGGAGACAAGGAGGUGGCCUCCAGAGACAGCAAGUUCAAGAUGCCCAAGUUCAAGAUGCCGUCCUUCGGCGCGUCGGCGCCGAGCAAGUCCUUGGAGGCCUCAGUGGACGCGUCCCUGCCCAAGGUGCAGGCUGAGGUGUCCGUGCCCUCAGUACAGGCCGGCGUCAAGACCAGUGACGGGACCGUUGAGCUGCCAUCCGCCGACCUAGAGGUCAAGACUGCCUCGUUGGGCCUGAAGCUCCCUGAGGGCCAAGUACCUGAGGGGGAGCUCCAGGAACCCUCGGCCGGAGCCGGACUCAAAGGGCACCUUCCCAAGGUGCAGAUGCCCAGCCUCAAGAUGCCCAAGGUCGACAUCAAGGCCCCCCACGUGGACAUCAAGGCGCCAAAACUGGACCUGAAGGCCGCCAAAGAGGAGGUGAAGGCCCCCGAUGUGGAGGUGUCCCUGCCCGGCGUGGAGGUGGACGCCCAGGUGCCCGGCGCCCGGCUGGACGCUGACCUAUACCUGGGGGACAAGGAGGUGGCCGCCAGAGACAGAAAGUUCAAGAUGCCCAAGUUCAAGAUGCCGUCCUUCGGCGUGUCGGCGCCGAGCAAGGAUUUGGGAACUUCCGUGGACGUGACCGUGCCCAAGGUCGGAGGCGAGUCCACACUGCCGGUCCUGGGAGGGGAUGCGCGAGCCUCAGACGGUGCCGUCCAACUGCCCGCUGCUGACAUCCAGCUCCCUGGCGGAGAGCUGGAGGUGUCCGUCCCCGAGGCAGAGGUGGCUAUGUCCGGGCUGAAGGGUAAAGCAGAAGGGGUCAAGAUCAAGGGCCAGCUGCCCACAGUGCAGAUGCCCAGCCUCAAGAUGCCCAAGGUCGACAUCAAGGUCCCCCAGGUGGACGUCAAGGCCCCCCAGGUGGACAUCAAGGGGCCGAAACUGGACCUGAAGGCCGCCAAAGAGGAGGUGAGGGCCCCCGAUGUGGAGGUGUCCCUCCCCGGCGUGGAGGUGGACGUCCAGGUGCCCGGCGCCCGGCGGGACGCUGACCUAUCCCUGGGGGACAAGGAGGUGGCCGCCAGAGACAGCAAGUUCAAGAUGCCCAAGUUCAAGAUGCCGUCCUUCGGCGCGUCGGCGCCAAGCAAGUCCUUGGAGGCCUCAGUGGAUGCGUCCCUGCCCAAGGUGCAGGCAGAGGUGUCCAUGUCCUCCGUACAGGCCGACGUCAAGACCAGUGACGUGACGGUUGAGUUGCCAUCCGCCGACCUAGAGGUCAAGACUGCCUCGUUGGGCCUGAAGCUCCCUGAAGGCCAAGUGCCUGUGGGGGAGCUCCAAGAACCCUCGGCUGGAGCCGGACUCAAAGGGCACCUGCCCAAGGUGCAGAUGCCCAGCCUCAAGAUGCCCAAGGUCGACAUCAAGGCCCCUCAGGUGGACGUCAAGGCCCCCCAGGUGGACAUCAAGGGGCCGAAACUGGACCUGAAGGCCGCCAAAGGGGAGGUGAGCACCCCCGAUGUGGAGGUAUCCCUGCCCGGCGUCGAGGUGGACGCCCAGGUGCCCGGCGCCCAGCGGGACGCUGACGUGUCCCUGGGAGACGAGGAGGUGGCCGCCAGAGAAAGCAAGUUCAAGAUGCCCAAGUUCAAGAUGCCGUCCUUCGGCGUGUCGGCGCCGAGCAAGUCCUUGGAGGCCUCAGUGGACGCGUCCCUGCCCAAGGUGCAGGCUGAGGUGUCCGUGCCCUCAGUACAGGCCGGCGUCAAGACCAGUGACGGGACCGUUGAGCUGCCAUCCGCCGACCUAGAGGUCAAGACUGCCUCGUUGGGCCUGAAGCUCCCUGAGGACCAAGUACCUGAGGGGGAGCUCCAGGAACCCUCGGCCGGAGCCGGACUCAAAGGGCACCUUCCCAAGGUGCAGAUGCCCAGCCUCAAGAUGCCCAAGGUCGACAUCAAGACCCCCCAGGUGGACGUCAAGGCGCCAAAACUGGACCUGAAGGCCGCCAAAGAGGAGGUGAAGGCCCCUGAUGUGGAGGUAUCCCUGCCCGGCGUGGAGGUGGACGCCCAGGUGCCUGGCGCCCGGCGGGACGCUGACCUGUCCCUGGGAGACGAGGAGGUGGCCGCCAGAGACAGCAAGUUCAAGAUGCCCAAGUUCAAGAUGCCGUCCUUCGGCGUGUCGGCGCCGAGCAAGUCCUUGGAGGCCUCAGUGGACGAGUCCCUGCCCAAGGUGCAGGCUGAGGUGUCCGUGCCCUCAGUACAGGCCGGCGUCAAGACCAGUGACGGGACCGUUGAGCUGCCAUCCGCCGACCUAGAGGUCAAGACUGCCUCGUUGGGCCUGAAGCUCCCUGAGGGCCAAGUACCUGAGGGGGAGCUCCAGGAACCCUCGGCCGGAGCCGGACUCAAAGGGCACCUUCCCAAGGUGCAGAUGCCCAGCCUCAAGAUGCCCAAGGUCGACAUCAAGGCCCCCCACGUGGACAUCAAGGCGCCAAAACUGGACCUGAAGGCCGCCAAAGAGGAGGUGAAGGCCCCCGAUGUGGAGGUGUCCCUGCCCGGCGUGGAGGUGGACGCCCAGGUGCCCGGCGCCCGGCUGGACGCUGACCUAUCCCUGGGGGACAAGGAGGUGGUCGCCAGAGACAGCAAGUUCAAGAUGCCCAAGUUCAAGAUGCCGUCCUUCGGCGUGUCGGCGCCGAGCAAGUCCUUGGAGGCCUCAGUGGACGCGUCCCUGCCCAAGGUGCAGGCUGAGGUGUCCGUGCCCUCAGUACAGGCCGGCGUCAAGACCAGUGACGGGACCGUUGAGCUGCCAUCCGCCGACCUAGAGGUCAAGACUGCCUCGUUGGGCCUGAAGCUCCCUGAGGGCCAAGUACCUGAGGGGGAGCUCCAGGAACCCUCGGCCGGAGCCGGACUCAAAGGGCACCUUCCCAAGGUGCAGAUGCCCAGCCUCAAGAUGCCCAAGGUCGACAUCAAGACCCCCCAGGUGGACGUCAAGGCGCCAAAACUGGACCUGAAGGCCGCCAAAGAGGAGGUGAAGGCCCCUGAUGUGGAGGUAUCCCUGCCCGGCGUGGAGGUGGACGCCCAGGUGCCUGGCGCCCGGCGGGACGCUGACCUGUCCCUGGGAGACGAGGAGGUGGCCGCCAGAGACAGCAAGUUCAAGAUGCCCAAGUUCAAGAUGCCGUCCUUCGGCGUGUCGGCGCCGAGCAAGUCCUUGGAGGCCUCAGUGGACGAGUCCCUGCCCAAGGUGCAGGCUGAGGUGUCCGUGCCCUCAGUACAGGCCGGCGUCAAGACCAGUGACGGGACCGUUGAGCUGCCAUCCGCCGACCUAGAGGUCAAGACUGCCUCGUUGGGCCUGAAGCUCCCUGAGGGCCAAGUACCUGAGGGGGAGCUCCAGGAACCCUCGGCCGGAGCCGGACUCAAAGGGCACCUUCCCAAGGUGCAGAUGCCCAGCCUCAAGAUGCCCAAGGUCGACAUCAAGGCCCCCCACGUGGACAUCAAGGCGCCAAAACUGGACCUGAAGGCCGCCAAAGAGGAGGUGAAGGCCCCCGAUGUGGAGGUGUCCCUGCCCGGCGUGGAGGUGGACGCCCAGGUGCCCGGCGCCCGGCUGGACGCUGACCUAUACCUGGGGGACAAGGAGGUGGCCGCCAGAGACAGAAAGUUCAAGAUGCCCAAGUUCAAGAUGCCGUCCUUCGGCGUGUCGGCGCCGAGCAAGGAUUUGGGAACUUCCGUGGACGUGACCGUGCCCAAGGUCGGAGGCGAGUCCACACUGCCGGUCCUGGGAGGGGAUGCGCGAGCCUCAGACGGUGCCGUCCAACUGCCCGCUGCUGACAUCCAGCUCCCUGGCGGAGAGCUGGAGGUGUCCGUCCCCGAGGCAGAGGUGGCUAUGUCCGGGCUGAAGGGUAAAGCAGAAGGGGUCAAGAUCAAGGGCCAGCUGCCCACAGUGCAGAUGCCCAGCCUCAAGAUGCCCAAGGUCGACAUCAAGGUCCCCCAGGUGGACGUCAAGGCCCCCCAGGUGGACAUCAAGGGGCCGAAACUGGACCUGAAGGCCGCCAAAGAGGAGGUGAGGGCCCCCGAUGUGGAGGUGUCCCUCCCCGGCGUGGAGGUGGACGUCCAGGUACCCGGCGCCCGGCGGGACGCUGACCUAUCCCUGGGGGACAAGGAGGUGGCCGCCAGAGACAGCAAGUUCAAGAUGCCCAAGUUCAAGAUGCCGUCCUUCGGCGCGUCGGCGCCAAGCAAGUCCUUGGAGGCCUCAGUGGAUGCGUCCCUGCCCAAGGUGCAGGCAGAGGUGUCCAUGCCCUCCGUACAGGCCGACGUCAAGACCAGUGACGUGACGGUUGAGUUGCCAUCCGCCGACCUAGAGGUCAAGACUGCCUCGUUGGGCCUGAAGCUCCCUGAAGGCCAAGUGCCUGUGGGGGAGCUCCAAGAACCCUCGGCUGGAGCCGGACUCAAAGGGCACCUGCCCAAGGUGCAGAUGCCCAGCCUCAAGAUGCCCAAGGUCGACAUCAAGGCCCCUCAGGUGGACGUCAAGGCCCCCCAGGUGGACAUCAAGGGGCCGAAACUGGACCUGAAGGCCGCCAAAGGGGAGGUGAGCACCCCCGAUGUGGAGGUAUCCCUGCCCGGCGUCGAGGUGGACGCCCAGGUGCCCGGCGCCCGGCGGGACGCUGACGUGUCCCUGGGAGACGAGGAGGUGGCCGCCAGAGAAAGCAAGUUCAAGAUGCCCAAGUUCAAGAUGCCGUCCUUCGGCGUGUCGGCGCCGAGCAAGUCCUUGGAGGCCUCAGUGGACGCGUCCCUGCCCAAGGUGCAGGCUGAGGUGUCCGUGCCCUCAGUACAGGCCGGCGUCAAGACCAGUGACGGGACCGUUGAGCUGCCAUCCGCCGACCUAGAGGUCAAGACUGCCUCGUUGGGCCUGAAGCUCCCUGAGGGCCAAGUACCUGAGGGGGAGCUCCAGGAACCCUCGGCCGGAGCCGGACUCAAAGGGCACCUUCCCAAGGUGCAGAUGCCCAGCCUCAAGAUGCCCAAGGUCGACAUCAAGACCCCCCAGGUGGACGUCAAGGCGCCAAAACUGGACCUGAAGGCCGCCAAAGAGGAGGUGAAGGCCCCUGAUGUGGAGGUAUCCCUGCCCGGCGUGGAGGUGGACGCCCAGGUGCCUGGCGCCCGGCGGGACGCUGACCUGUCCCUGGGAGACGAGGAGGUGGCCGCCAGAGACAGCAAGUUCAAGAUGCCCAAGUUCAAGAUGCCGUCCUUCGGCGUGUCGGCGCCGAGCAAGUCCUUGGAGGCCUCAGUGGACGAGUCCCUGCCCAAGGUGCAGGCUGAGGUGUCCGUGCCCUCAGUACAGGCCGGCGUCAAGACCAGUGACGGGACCGUUGAGCUGCCAUCCGCCGACCUAGAGGUCAAGACUGCCUCGUUGGGCCUGAAGCUCCCUGAGGGCCAAGUACCUGAGGGGGAGCUCCAGGAACCCUCGGCCGGAGCCGGACUCAAAGGGCACCUUCCCAAGGUGCAGAUGCCCAGCCUCAAGAUGCCCAAGGUCGACAUCAAGGCCCCCCACGUGGACAUCAAGGCGCCAAAACUGGACCUGAAGGCCGCCAAAGAGGAGGUGAAGGCCCCCGAUGUGGAGGUGUCCCUGCCCGGCGUGGAGGUGGACGCCCAGGUGCCCGGCGCCCGGCUGGACGUGCCCGGUGCCCGGCGGGACGCUGACCUGUCCCUGGGAGACAAGGAGGUGGCCUCCAGAGACAGCAAGUUCAAGAUGCCCAAGUUCAAGAUGCCGUCCUUCGGCGCGUCGGCGCCGAGCAAGUCCUUGGAGGCCUCAGUGGACGCGUCCCUGCCCAAGGUGCAGGCUGAGGUGUCCGUGCCCUCAGUACAGGCCGGCGUCAAGACCAGUGACGUGACCGUUGAGCUGCCAUCCGCCGACCUAGAGGUCAAGACUGCCUCGUUGGGCCUGAAGCUCCCUGAGGACCAAGUGCCCGACGGGGAGCUCCAGGAACCCUCGGACGGAGCCGGACUCAAAGGGCACCUUCCCAAGGUGCAGAUGCCCAGCCUCAAGAUGCCCAAGGUCGACAUCAAGGCCCCCCACGUGGACAUCAAGGCCCCCCAGGUGGACAUCAAGGGGCCGAAACUGGACCUGAAGGUCUCCAAAGAGGUCGUGAGUGCCCUUUACAGUGACGUGUCUGUGUCUGGCGUGGAGGUGGAUGCCCAGGUCCACGGCUCACAUUUGGCCGAGGGUAUUAUCUCUGGGGACGGGGAAGAUUUUUCCUCAGGGAAGACGUUCAAGGUUUCUAAAAUCAGCAUUUCCCCCUCCAUCCCCUUCCCCUGCAAGCCUUCCGCAGCAUGUCCUCUGGUUGCCGGGGGAGGUAAAGAUGCCGCUCUCUCGUCCUCCCCCGGCCUCAGACCUCCAGUGGUCUCUGGUAGCGAUCGGCGUGCUUCCCGUACGGAAGGUGAUGUGGCUCUGUCCACUGGAAAAGGCGGAGAAAAAUGCAAAAGCAAAAAAUCGUAUUUUAAACUGCCCAAGGUCUUCUCUCCUCCAGGGAAAACAGCUUCUGCAGAGGAACACGAGGUCACUUCACCUGUGAGUGUCUCUGCCUCCUCCUUCGAGUUCGGGCAUGGGCGGUCCCAGGGGCCGCCUGUGGCUUCUGUCGAGGCGUCCCUGCCGAUGUCCAUGCUGGGUCAGCUCAGGGGUCCCCCUGUGGAACCCUCCAGCCUCAGCCCCUGCGAGGGCGUCACUCUUACAAAAUUCCAGGUGACUGUCCCCAGAGGCCCCAUGCCCCCCGAGCUGCCUCGUGAAGCACCAUCUGGGUCCCAGAUGGCUCCUGAGCUUCUGAGCCCAGCGGGGGCAGGCGACCCCAGCUCCACUGAGCACGUCCAACUGUCCCAGCCUGACGGGUCCCCGGGGCCCGUGGACACUGUAUUUCCUGACUCUUACGGCCGGGUGACUUUUCCUAAAUUUCAUCGACCCAAAUUCUGCCUGUCGCUUCCAACCUCAGGGGCUGGAAUGGCGGCGCCCGGAGCCCAAGCGUGCGCGUCCCCUACAUCUUCCCAGCUCGCUGCGCAGGGACUGGACUCCUCCAUGGAGGAAGCCGUGGCCCGCCCAGUGCCAGGCCACCCGCGGCCACCUGCGGGGGGGAUCUCUGUGUCUGAGGUAGCAGAGGGACACGCAGGCACGGCAGGGACGGCAGCCCUGGCUGCAGCCGCCCCCGCAGGCAGAGGUGUCGCACGCAAGGGGAAAGGCAGUCUGGGGAGAGCACCGAGGCUCAGGCUUCCCUCGCUCAGCUGGUCCCCGAGGAAGGGGACGGAAGCCAAAGCAGACCCUGGCCACAGCCCGGGGGAUGCGGGUGCUCUGGGCCGCCGGCUGGGGGGUAGCGUUCCACCUGCAGAGGCUGCGGCAGACGUGACCCUCGGGAAGGAGGGAGAGGCGGGAGCGGUCAGCGUGGCUGCCCUUGCCCUGCUAAAGGUUGCGCCUCCUGGAAUGAAGUCUUCCCCAGGAGGGCCUGGCCUGCCUCAGGGAGACCCGGGUCUGGCCCACAGUGAGGGUGGUGUUGGGGGUGUUGGCGCAGCCAUGGGCCUGCCAGAAGGGGCCGAUGUGAGCCUCCACCUCUCGGAAGCCCCCAUUCCCAGCUUGGACUUUGUCCAGCCUGACCUCAGCCCCAGGGAAGCCGCGGAGCAGGGGGGCCUGGCCGCAGGCCCCCUCCCUCUUUCCAAACAUGGCCUGUCUCCCGGAGACAGCGCCCAGGGCCUUGGGCUUGGGGCCGGCUCAGCAGGCCUGCUCUGUGGGGAGGGGACAGCCGCCUUGGCAGGGACGGUGGGGAGCUCAGAGCAGGGAGCAGUUGCGGGAGAAGCGCCAGCGGGCCCCAGGGAGAGCUGGUUUAGGAUGCCCUCGCUUGGCCUGCCCAGCCUCCGAUGUGCCCCCAAGGAGUGGGCGGAGUCUGCAGGUGUGCCAGGGGAGGGCGAGGCAGUGGCCCCUGCACCUGCCACAGAGGUGGGCAUGGCUAAGUCCCCGCAGCCCCGGGAGCUUGGUGCGGACGGGGCAGCCUCGGGCAGCCCGGCUUCUUCCUACGCAGAUGUCCUGCGGAGGAACCUUGACCCUCGCAUGCCUGCAGGGCCGUCUGCUCCCGAGGUCAGGGUCCGGCCGGGCGCAGGCUCCCUGCCCCUCCAGCUGCACGGACCACCUCCAGGAGAAGCAGGAGAGGCCCCUCUUCCUGCACCAGGGGGCCAGGGCCUGGUCGGGGGGCCCGAGGGGCCGCCUUCCCAGCCCGAGGGCCCUCUCAGACUGCGGGCUUGCAGCACGCACUUGCCGUCCCAGGUUUCCGUGGUCAGCGUGGGUCAGGUCUGGGAAGACUCCGUGCUACGUGUCCAGAUCCCCAAGUUAAAGGUCCCGAGGUUCAGCUUUCCGGCCCCCAGCUCAGAGGCCGUUGUUUUUGUGCCCGGCGUGAGAGAGCUAUCCUGCCCUCAGAGCGCUCCUGACGCGGCCCUGCUCACAUACAGUACUGCAGGGCGGGGUGCCCGCACCCCGGAGGCCCCCCAGGCCCUCGGCCUCCCCUCAGAAACUGCCCCCAUUUGUAAGGUCAGGGUGCACAUCCAGGGUGCGGAGGCAACCAGCCGCCAGGUGGCUGUGCACAGCACAGUGACCACUGUGUACACUGAGCUCUCAGGGCCUGAGGUCUGUCCCACCCAGAUCGUGCGGGAGUCAGAGGUCCCCGUGUCAGAGACCCAAACGCUUGCUUACGGGUUUUCCUUGCUAAAGGGGAGGGUCCCAGAGCCCCCCACUCGGGCACGGGUGCAUGUGGUACCAGCAGACCAAGGGCCAGCAGGACACCGAGAGGCUCAGGAACUGGCGGUCCCAGGACUGGACCCCACUUCUGGAGACCUCCAGCCUGACACCGGGGAGCCUUUCGAAAUCAUCUGUCCCAGCGUAGAUGAGCCGGGACCGGCAGCGGGCCCGUCCUACCGGCGCUCCGGCCGCGGGCACACAGACAGCUGCUCCGACGACGAGCCGGCGGAGAUACUGGAGCUCCUGCCGGAAGAGGACCAGGAGACAGAGGAGGCCAGGGCCUGGGCUGUGGAUGACCAGGCUCCCAAAGCAAGACCAGAAGGUAAAAGCUCCUCUGGUCUGUUCAGGUUUUGGCUCCCGAGCAUUGGCUUUUCCUCCUCGGUCUCCGAGACCAGUGCCGAUUCCCAAGCCAGUGCCCAGAGACUGGCUCCUGUGCAGACCCAGCCCGAGGCGCGGCCGCCUCCCUCGCAGGAGAAGGGGGGCUGGUUCCGAUUUCCCAAGUUGGGCUUCUCUUCCUCCCCUCCCAAGAAAAGCAAAAGUGUGGAAGAGGAGGCAAGCCCAGCCGAGGAAAACCUCCAGGAAGAGGCAGGCACCUUCUAUGAUGCGCGAGAAAGCCUCUCCCCGGAAGAGCUGGGAGCCGGGGAGCCGGCAGAGGCGGUGGGCACCGGUGCGGCUCCAGUACCACGGUGACCUCCGCGGCAAGAACGCAGCGGGUCCUGCUGGAGUGGGACACAGCCGCCAGCCAGCAGUCUGCGCCCAGGCCCGCCACCGCAUGAGGACUGGGAAGGGGUGACUGUUCCACGCGGGACAGGCGCCCACACCAAGCCCCAGAACCCCAGCAGCACCAGGCUCCCACCCGACCAUGCUGCCACCUGCCGCUCUCCUGGCACUGAGGCACAUGACACAUGGCCGGCCCCCGACGUGUGGCCAAGCUGCGGAAGCGGGGCGGCCCAGGCGCCAGGCGCCGUCCAGGGUGGGGGUGCUGCGCCGGCUGCUGGGGUGAGGCCUCCCUGAGCCGUGCCUCCAGGGAGCCACAGGCAGUGCCCAGCAGGUCCCAGCCGCGCUCUCGGGGAAGGAGGUGGUUAACCACCGUGGGUGUAGAUGUAGUGUUUGCCGUGGCCCCUGUCUUCUUCUGCUGCUUCGGGCAACGUGGUUUCCCUCGACUCCAGAAAGUCGGGUGCGUUCCAGGAGCCCCCCUGCCUGCUUCCCUGUAAGGAGCUCCUGUGCGGAACACCCUCCCCCGGGCAAGCUUGGGGAUGCGGCACACGCGGCUGGGCCCCCCGCGUGGCCUUGUGCCCCCCACUGUACACGCUGCAGCCAGGACGCCAUUGGAAUCCCCCCCCACCCCCGCAAAGGACAAUAAAGGACAAGA
Molecule: messenger RNA, 19804 nt
Organism: Lutra lutra (Eurasian river otter)
Lineage: Eukaryota; Metazoa; Chordata; Mammalia; Carnivora; Mustelidae
Gene: AHNAK2
Product: AHNAK nucleoprotein 2
Exons: 14
Coding region: 118-19122 (6334 amino acids)
Biological process (GO): regulation of RNA splicing
Cellular component (GO): nucleus; cytoplasm; costamere
Molecular function (GO): protein binding
Source: RefSeq, a predicted model, not a curated record